GGGUGAUAAUUUGAUCCUGCAGUGUCCCUCUUUGCAGAGGUACCUCCCCUUGGCGUGCGAGCCUAUCAUAGAAUUUAGGAGUUUUUAUCGAACUGUAGAUCAAUACUACCUGCGCCAUGUUUUAUUCUAAUGAAACUUUUCAUCUUCAAAGUCAUCAAUUCACUUGUUCGCCGGCGAAUGUGUAAUGAAACCAGGUAAAGUGAUUUAAUUACAUUGCAUUUGAAGUUUUCCAAGAUCUAUGUUGGCAGCGAUUGAGGUUAUUGACUUCCCUGGCAUUCUCUGACCUUCUGUGUUGACCACUGAGCGGAAACUUUGACAUUUAAACUAGAUUCAGAUAACUUUCCAUGUUUUUAAAUUUUUGAAGAGAAAUGUGACUCCAGUGACUUGAGUUGUCAUAGACAUGCAAUCAACAAUUAUGAUCCUGACUGUUGAGAACCUGGACAUGGAGACAAGUCGACACUUUCAAACCCGUGGACGUCUGUAGAACUACACAAAAGGAAUCCUUUUAUUUCAUAAUAAACAGAAUCGGGUUUCUUCAAAUGUAGCUACAUUGAUUUCACUUUGAAAUAACAAUUAGAAAAACUGCUUCCCAAAAAUAAUGAGCAAGUUAGAUUCUGUAUUUAUGUGCGUUCUGUUCACGUGCCUGACUUUCACCUUCACCUCAAGCGUCACAAGCACAUUCUUCAAAUUAGCACGUGGAUACAAGAUGACCGGAACAACGCCCCUGAGUCACGUGACAUCAUCACCCAUGAGCUCAGUGUUUUGUUCACUGCUGUGUACCUAUGAAUGUAGUAGCGCCACCUAUAGCAUUAAGUAUCAAACGUGUACAACUUUCAAAGAAAAGUUCUAUAACUCCAGCAUUACAUGGACGAAGAACGAGGAUUGGUAUAUGUUGUACAGAGAUGAACCGAUUCAGUAUGGAGACUGGACAUUGGUCUUCAGAGCGCAGAGUGGAAUUGAUGUUUCUUUCUACACUCUAUGGGAAACCAUUGGUUACCACGAUGACCUUCCACUGUCCAGUGAUUUUCCUAUUGGAUGCUAUAGAAUGGACAACAUGGAGCGGUGUAGUAGACAUUUUAGAGGCUCGGUACUAGAUGACUGGACAAAUAUUAACCAGGUGAAAGUCUCUUUAUUUUCCAACGGUUCUGAGGUUGUGUACAUGAUCUUCAACGGAUCUUCCAGCACCAGGGACACUUGGUACCAGCAAACGUUAAUUUUAGAAUCCUCGUGGACUUUACUGAGGAAUGAUAGCAACGUGGUGGACUUUAAUUUUCAGGGAUUUCUCUGGAGCGGAAAUAACAGACGUAUGGUCAUAUGUGGUCAAUAUAGUGGCUGCGGUGGAGAUAGCACGUACUAUAUGGCCCUAGACUCAACUUACGACGCCUGUUUAGACACCUGGUCGCUGGCCAUCCCAAACUUCCCAGUGUUCUUGUAUUCACCUUGGAACCGACUGGUCACACUCAGCAGUCAGCCCACAGAAUACAAAAUGGCUGACGUGAUGGCGAUUUUCGUCAAGAAGCAGACGGUGUGAAAUUGAAAUAAAAAAAAACUGCUAUGCAUCGAAUCGACAAGUAAUAGAAAGUUUUUCAACAAAGUUGCU
Biomphalaria glabrata is the source of this 1600-nucleotide messenger RNA. RefSeq lists its product as uncharacterized. NCBI's taxonomy places the organism in Eukaryota, Metazoa, Mollusca, Gastropoda, Planorbidae. The transcript is spliced from 7 exons. Bases 599 to 1531 code for a protein of 310 amino acids. The record is from RefSeq and is a predicted model, not a curated record.